CCAUCUGCUCGCUCCAUCUGCUCGCUCCAUCUGCCUCCAGACGAUCCGGCCCGGCCAGCAAUCCAACCCACACCCCCUCCGAACGAGCCAAGCUCGACUGUGCAUCUCGCCAUGUUUGAGAAGACCCUCACCGAUCUGAUUCGAGGCAUCCGAUCGAACAAGGGCAAGGAGGAUGCCUUCAUUGCCAAGUGCAUUGCUGAAAUCCGACAGGAGAUCAAGCGGGACGACCCCGACCUCAGGGCCAUAGCCAUAUCCAAGCUGGCAUAUCUGCAUAUGCUUGGCUAUGACAUGAGCUGGGCAUCAUUCCAUGUCAUCGAGGUGAUGUCGUCGCCCAAGAUUGCCUACAAACGCAUCGGAUAUACUGCCGCAUCGCAGUCGUUCCGCCAAGACACAGAUGUGCUCAUGCUUUGCACCAAUCUGAUCAAGAAGGACCUGUCGUCCAAUUACUAUCAAGAAACGGCAGUGGCUCUCCAUGGCCUUGCCCAGAUCGUUACUCCCGACCUGGGCCGCGACCUCACCCCCGACCUGAUUGCGAUGCUCACGCACUCGAAGCCGUAUAUUCGCAAGCGAGUGAUCCUGGUCCUGUAUCGCGUGUUCCUGAAGCACCCCGAUACUCUGCGCAUAGCCUUCCCUCGUCUGCGCGAGAGACUCGAAGACCCCGACCCAUCGGUUGUGUCCGCUGCUGUGAGCGUCAUUUGCGAGCUGGCCCGAAAGAACCCCAAGAGCUACCUCCCCAUGGCCCCGCAGCUCUACGGCCUCCUCAACAACUCCUCCAACAAUUGGAUGCUCAUCAAGAUCGUCAAGCUGUUUGCCGCACUUCUCCCGCUCGAGCCUCGCCUCGUCAAGAAGCUUGUUCCGCCUCUGACCUCCCUGAUCCAAAGCACCCCCGCCAUGUCGCUCUUGUAUGAAUGCAUCUUGACAGUCAUCAACGGCGGUAUGAUUGGCGGCCCAGGAUCCGGAACCGAAAACGAGGCCCAGGACAACGCCCUGACUGACCUGUGCAUCGAGAAGAUCAAGCUCCUCAUCGAGGACCGAGACCAGAAUCUCAAGUAUCUGGGACUUUAUGCCCUGGCCAAGCUUUUGCCGAUCCGUCCUCAGGCUGUCCUGGAGCACAAAGACAUUGUGAUUGCCUGUCUGGACGAUUCGGAUGUCAGCAUCCGAUAUCGUGCCCUGGAUCUGAUCUCUGGAAUGGUCACCAAGGGAAACCUGAUCAACAUUGUCAAGAAGCUCCAGGGCCAGCUGACUCUGCUGGACCAUCCCUUCUCAGGCCAGUUUGGCGAGACCGAGGGCCGUUCGCGCGGAUCCAAGGCCGCCGUCACCGACGCCAAAUACGAGCGCGAGGUCAUCAACAAGAUUGUCAAGAUCUGCUCGCAGAAUAUGUACGAAAAUAUCACCAACUUUGAGUGGUACAUUGGCGUGCUGGCCCGCCUCGCCUAUGUACAAAGCCAGAGCAUCGGAGAGCUCCUCGCCAAAGAGCUUAUCGAUGUCACUGUCCGCGUGCGGAACGUGAGACAGUUCGCCGUCAACUGCAUGGUGACUCUCUUGGCUGACAAGAUCUUGCUGGAGACUGCCACAGACGAGAACACUAACGUCGGUGUGCUCAGCGCUGCGGCUUGGAUCUGUGGCGAGUACAGUAGUCUGUUGUCGUCCCCUCCGACUGUUCUGCACAACUUGCUGGACCCUGCUGUCCUGCGUCUGCCGCACGAGAUCCAGGCCGUCUACGUGCACAACAUCCUCAAGAUAUACACUAGCUGGUCCAGAUCGCUCGACACUGCCCAGGUUUCCCACGAGGACUUUGUAUCGCUCACUGGUGCAGUCGUUGCCGGUCUCAAGGAGUUCAGCACCAGCCUGGAUCUGGAGGUUCAGGAGCGGGCCACCAUGUCUUUAGUCAUUCUCAGUGACAUUGAUCUUGGCGCUGCUACCGACGAGUGGGCCAUCCCACCGAUUCUCACCGAAGUCAGCAGCCUCUUUGCGGCCGAGCUGAACCCAGUGGCCCCUCGCGCUCAGCGCAAGGUUCCUGUUCCCGACGGCCUUGAUCUUGACACUUGGAUCUAUCCACCUGUUGCUGAAAAGGCCGUGAGCGACGAGGACGAGCUCAGAGACGAGGAUCUCGAGGACUCGGGUGACGAACUUGGUUUCAGAGCCUAUGCCGAGCACACCAAAAAGAAGAGUUCGGCCACCCGGGCAUCCGAUGCCGAGGCACGCAAGGCUUCUGCACAGAGAAAGAAGCAAAACGACCCAUUCUAUCUGCCGGCAUCGACACCCACUCCCCAGAAGGAAACCGCUUUGGUCGAUGAUCUCGACCAAAGCGUGCCGAUCGUUGACCUGAAGGAAGUGCUGGGGGCGGCCAAGCCCAAGAAGACAAAAAAGACCAAAAAGUCUGUCGCGGAGGCGGCGAGCCCUGUUCCUGCGCAGGUCUACGAAAUCAACACCCAGGUCGAGCUGCCGGAGGGCGUCACCGAGGCUGAUUUGGAGCACGACGUCACGCCGCCCAGCCAGUCCAUCGACGACGACACAGCUGCAGUCAUGAGCGUGACCCUGGACUUUAGUACGUUCUCCAGCCGCGGCACUGUCGCCCCCGCUACCCUCCCCGACAGCAAGGGCAAAGUCAAGGCGAGCAAGAAGAAGGCUGCUGCGACCAAGGACGAGGUCGCGCAGGUUACCAGCCAGGUCGACGACCUUGUCAUCACCCGAAAGAAGGUCAAGAAGACCCAGAAGGUGUCGACAAGCGUUGUUGCAUCGGCUCCCGAGUCUGUCUCCACGAGCCAGGAGCAGAUUCAGGAGAGCGUGGAUACAUCCGCGGCCCAAGCCAAGCCGCCCAAGCCAAAGAAGAAGAGCCAAGGCCAAGGCCGAGAACAGAUCACGGCUGAUGCUACCGAGGGCACCAAGCCCAAAGCCAAGAAGGUGUGUCGCCGAGCCGGCGAGUGUGGUCGCCAGACAGAGUGACUGACUUGUGCGUUGGGGCGCGGCAACAAAUGGGUUGUGAGGGAAUGGAAAUCCACGUCAGCGGGAGAUCACGGGCGGAUGGUGGCAUGUUAUCGAAGAACGAUGCGCGCUGGGCCGUCCAAGGAGGUCGUUGGCUGG
Polychytrium aggregatum is the source of this 3084-nucleotide messenger RNA. RefSeq names its product Adaptor protein complex AP-3 delta subunit. Gene Ontology annotation, cellular component: membrane coat; endosome membrane; AP-3 adaptor complex. Lineage: Eukaryota; Fungi; Chytridiomycota; Chytridiomycetes; Polychytriales. The coding region runs from base 112 to 2946 and encodes 944 amino acids. Gene Ontology annotation, biological process: Golgi to vacuole transport; protein targeting to vacuole. The transcript has 13 exons. The record is from RefSeq and is a predicted model, not a curated record.